Molecule: messenger RNA, 2147 nt
Organism: Arachis ipaensis
Lineage: Eukaryota; Viridiplantae; Streptophyta; Magnoliopsida; Fabales; Fabaceae
Product: chaperonin CPN60-2, mitochondrial
Biological process (GO): protein refolding
Molecular function (GO): ATP-dependent protein folding chaperone; ATP binding
Source: RefSeq, a predicted model, not a curated record
UAAACCCUGCUGGUAGCUGCUGCUUCUAGAGGUUUCUGUUACCAUCUCAAAAGGAAGUGUGCUCCAUUGUUCAUCUCAACCAUUAAGCCCUUCAAUUUCUCGGUGCAUUUCUCAGUUUUACUUUGCUAAAUUCAAUCCACCACCAUGUACCGCUUUGCCGCUUCUCUUGCCUCAAAAGCUAAGAUUGCUAGGAGCAGCAGUCAACAGAUUGGAAGUAGGUUGAACUGGAACAGGAACUAUGCGGCAAAGGACAUUAGAUUCGGCGUGGAAGCUCGCGCUGUGAUGCUUAAGGGUGUUGAAGAGCUUGCCGACGCUGUCAAAGUUACAAUGGGUCCUAAGGGGCGUAAUGUGGUGAUUGAGCAAAGUUUUGGUGCCCCAAAAGUAACAAAAGACGGAGUAACAGUUGCAAAGAGCAUUGAAUUCAAGGAUAAGGUCAAGAAUAUUGGUGCUAGUCUUGUGAAACAGGUUGCAAAUGCAACUAAUGAUGUUGCUGGUGAUGGAACCACAUGUGCUACUGUUCUUACUCGAGCCAUUUUUACGGAAGGGUGCAAGUCAGUUGCAGCUGGAAUGAAUGCAAUGGACCUGAGGCGAGGUAUAAAUAUGGCUGUUGAUGCUGUGGUGACAAACCUGAAAAGCAGGGCAAGGAUGAUUAGUACUUCUGAAGAAAUAGCCCAGGUUGGGACAAUAUCAGCAAAUGGGGAGAGAGAAAUUGGUGAGCUAAUUGCAAAGGCUAUGGAGAAAGUUGGCAAAGAGGGUGUAAUCACAAUCUCAGACGGCAAGACUCUGUACAAUGAGUUAGAAGUUGUUGAAGGAAUGAAGCUUGACAGGGGAUACAUAUCUCCAUAUUUCAUAACUAACCAGAAGAACCAGAAAUGUGAACUUGAGGAUCCACUGAUUCUAAUCCAUGAGAAGAAAAUCUCGAGUAUUAAUGCUAUAGUCAAAGUAUUAGAGUUGGCUUUAAAGAAACAAAGACCUCUGUUGAUUGUUGCAGAGGAUGUGGAAAGUGAUGCCCUUGCAACUCUCAUUCUAAACAAGCUUCGUGCUGGAAUAAAGGUAUGUGCCAUCAAAGCACCUGGUUUUGGUGAAAAUAGGAAGUCAGGCCUCCAUGAUCUUGCUGUUCUUACAGGAGGUGAACUUAUCACUGAAGAGCUUGGCAUGAAUCUUGAAAAAGUGCAUUCGGAAAUGCUUGGCACUUGCAAAAAGGUGACAAUUUCUAAAGAUGAUACUGUCAUUCUUGAUGGAGCUGGUGACAAGAAAGCAAUUGAGGAAAGAUGUGAUCAGAUUAGGUCAGCAAUUGAAAAUAGCACUUCAGAUUAUGACAAGGAAAAGUUGCAGGAAAGACUGGCCAAGCUUUCUGGGGGUGUUGCAGUUCUUAAGAUUGGAGGAGCUAGUGAGGCUGAAGUUGGUGAGAAGAAGGAUAGAGUGACAGAUGCCUUGAAUGCAACCAAGGCCGCCGUAGAGGAGGGCAUAGUACCUGGUGGUGGUGUUGCUCUUCUUUAUGCAUCAAGUGAGUUAGAUAAGCUUCCAACUGCCAACUUUGAUCAAAAGAUAGGUGUACAAAUUAUCCAAAAUGCUUUAAAGACUCCUGUGCACACAAUUGCGACCAAUGCGGGAGUUGAGGGUGCUGUUGUUGUUGGCAAACUUUUGGAACAGAACAACCCUGAUCUUGGGUAUGAUGCAGCAAAAGGUGAAUACGUUGAUAUGGUUAAAGCUGGAAUUAUUGAUCCACUGAAGGUUAUUAGAACCGCCUUGGUUGACGCAGCCAGUGUAUCAUCUUUGAUGACAACAACUGAGGCUGUUGUUUCUGAACUCCCAAAGGAUGACGAGGCUCCUUCAAUGGCUGGUGGCAUGGGUGGUAUGGGUGGUAUGGGUGGCAUGGAUUAUUAGUUUGGCUUCCUUUUGAUUAUUAAUACUUGAAAAAGAAUGGUGCUUCACUAAUUUAUAGCCUGUGUCUUAUUUGUUAUCACAAAGCAUCCGUGUGUAUUCAUAGUGAGAGAUCAAAUAGAUAGUUAGGAAGGGUUUUUUGUUGUUGCAAUGAUAACAAAUAAGAUAUUUGAGACAUUUUUACAGUGUGAUCUACAGAACGUUGUUUCCCUGUGAAAUUGUCAAUUGAAAGAGGUCUCUACUAAUUUGACGGUUAAAGUUAA